Molecule: messenger RNA, 507 nt
Organism: Closterium sp. NIES-65
Lineage: Eukaryota; Viridiplantae; Streptophyta; Zygnematophyceae; Desmidiales; Closteriaceae
Source: the annotation of a GenBank genome assembly
AUGUGUGCGCAAGCAGCUGCCAAAGGUACAGAGCCCUUCCCCUGGAAGGAGCGGCUGCGCAUUGCCAGGGGGAGUCUGGAGGGGCUGGCCGCCAUUCACAGGGAGGGAUUCAUCCACCGCGACUUCAAGGCCGCCAACGUGCUUCUAACGAAGGUGGGUUCUUAUGAUGUGCUUCUAACGAAGGUGGGCUCCUAUGAUGUGCUUCUAACGAAGGUGGGCUCCUAUGGUGUUCUUUUAACGAAGGUGGGCUCCUAUGAUGUUCUUUUAACGAAGGUGAGCUCCUAUGAUGUGCUUCUAGCGAAGGUGGGCUCCUAUGAUGUGCUUUUAACGAAGGUGGGCUCCUAUGAUGUGCUUCUAACGAAGACGCUCGUUCCCAAGGUGGCGGAUUUCGGAUUGGCCAAGGCUUGCCAGGACAAGACACAUGUCACAACGAGAGUGGCUGGGUCGCUGGGCUAUAUGGACCCUUCAUACUUUGAGAGAGGUGAGCCGGCGUGGUGUGUGUUCUGA